This is a messenger RNA of Mustela erminea (ermine), 2496 nucleotides long. RefSeq names its product UPF3A regulator of nonsense mediated mRNA decay (gene UPF3A). Lineage: Eukaryota; Metazoa; Chordata; Mammalia; Carnivora; Mustelidae. The coding region runs from base 59 to 1504 and encodes 481 amino acids. Gene Ontology annotation, molecular function: telomeric repeat DNA binding. Gene Ontology annotation, cellular component: cytoplasm; nucleolus. The record is from RefSeq and is a predicted model, not a curated record. The transcript has 10 exons. Gene Ontology annotation, biological process: positive regulation of translation; nuclear-transcribed mRNA catabolic process, nonsense-mediated decay.
UUCUCGCGACGUUUCGGCUCCGGGUGGGAGGCAGCGUUGACUCCGCAGCGGGUGCAAGAUGCGCUCAGAGAAGGAGGGGGUGGGAGGCUCCGGGGCGGCCGUCGCCGCGCGGGGCCCGAGCGGGAGGGAAAAGGUGUCUGCUGUGGAAGUCCAGUUCCGCCGGGAGUCGCCGCGGCGGGAACCAGAGGUGCCGCCAGCCUCGUCCUUCGGCUGUGGGGGCGGUACAAGCAAACCUCGCGAGGAGAAGAAGACAGUUCUGAGCAAGGUGGUGAUCCGGCGGCUGCCUCCCGGCCUCACCAAGGAGCAGCUGGAGGCGCAGCUGCACCCGCUGCCCGCGCACGACUACUUCGAGUUCUUCACGGCCGACCUGAGUCUUUACCCUCAUCUUUACUCAAGAGCAUACAUCAAUUUUAGAAAUCCUGAUGACAUCCUUCUUUUUAGAGAUCGUUUCGAUGGCUAUGUCUUCAUCGACAGUAAAGGCCUAGAAUAUCCUGCGGUGGUAGAGUUUGCCCCAUUCCAGAAGAUAGCCAAAAAGAAAAUAAAGAAAAAAGAUGCCAAAACUGGAAGCAUUGAAGACGAUCCAGAAUAUAAGAAGUUUUUGGAAACUUACUGUGUGGAGGAAGAGAAACCUAAUGCCAAUCCUGAAACUCUCCUGGGAGACAUAGAGGCAAAGACUAGAGAACUUAUUGCUAGAAGAACCACACCUCUUUUGGAAUAUAUUAGAAAUAGAAAAUUAGAGAAGCAGAGGAUUCGGGAAGAGAAGCGAGAAGAGCGAAGGAGAAGGGAGCUGGAGAAGAAGCGUUUACGGGAAGAGGAAAAGAGAAAAAAGCGAGAAGAGGAGAGGUGUAGGAGGAAAGAGGCAGACAGACAGAGGAGAGCUGCUGAGAGAGAAGUAAGGAUUAAGCUUCUUAAGAAACCAGAAAAGGGGGAGGAACCAACUGAAAAGCCAAAAGAAAGAGCAGAGGAAGUGGAUAUCGGAGAUGGAAAACGGGAGCCCUGUGCUGUCCUGAAGCCCACGCCCUUUGGGAGCUUGGUGGAGGAGCCCAGGGAAAAGUCACAGAAUGACAGUGAUAAAGAGCAAAGGGAGAUGGAGAGAAGAUUUCGAGAAAAAGAGCCUGAAACACAAAGAUGCCCUGUGGACGACAGCAGAAAACACAGAGCUCCCUGUGAGUUAGACAAGUUAUCAAGGAGAAACGAAGAAGAGCCAAAAUGGGGGAAAGGAGUCCCCCCAGACACAGGGAAGAAGGGGAACCAGGACAGUGGCGUCCCUGUGGAGGCAGCAGAGUGGCCCGGGAGAGAGCACAGGAGUGAAGGCGGCCCAGCACCCAAAGCAGAGCGCCUGGGAAACAAGGACCGGCCAGCCUUGCAGCUGUACCAGCCAGGAGCUCGCAUCCGAGCACGAGAAACUGGUGGGGGAGUCUCCAUGGAGGGCCAUGAUGGGAGCAGGGGCGAGGCUGAAGAUUCGGCGUGGGCUGGUUCCCAGAAGAGUGAAGAGGCAGGGUGAGUCAGCGCGCACGCUUGCUCGGAAGCUCCCAUUCAGCGUUUUAUGGGUUAGAAAGGGCAUCCAGAAAUGUAUCAAUUAGCCUCGAGUAAAACUCGCAAGGUAUAUUUACUCCUUAUAAAGAAGUCAGAAACUAGAAAUAUAAAUGUGGUAUAGAAACAUCUAGAAACCAUUCUUAAGAAAGAAGCAAUCUGUUAAAAAAUUGAAAGUUGAGUUGUCAUAGAUCUUACCGUUUUUAGUUUAAACUAGUAUAUACUGUUUAGCCAAAAUAGAACAGAUAAUCUGUUUUGAAAAGUAGAAAGUAUGAUUAAAACAGGGACGAAAAUUAGUAUUGUACCAGUGUGAACUCUGAAGCACUUGAAACAUGUUGUGGGAAUAACCUGUACUUUGAGUUCUACACAGUUGUAAGUAAGUGAUCUCUAGGGAUCUGGAUCUUGUGUGUGUGCGCAUCACUGUAGUUUAAAAAAGGGGAGGGAGCCGCGCUCAUGCCAUUGUAAGCUGGUGAUCCAGACACCUGUGCCCCGUGCCGGGAGCAUUCUCUGACGUCUGCGUGCUAUAUAGCCCCUAGGACAGGAGCGUUGCCACCAUGUGAACCACAGCUUGAAGUAUUGCCCCUUCAACAGUCUGGCCACUGACUUUUUUCACAGUCUCCUGAUGGGUGUGCGGCUCGUGGUGUAUAACCGCUGUUACGUAAGGGCUGCUGAGGUAACAUAAGGGCAUUAUUUGGGGACAGGAAUAACUUAGGUACAGCAUCUGGGGUUUUCCUUUUUGCAGUCUGAGGCUGUUUUAUUUUUGAAAGGACUUAAUGGAGCUUUCUGCAAUUAUGUGUACACAGUAUUUUUUAAUGUUUGUGAAAUUUUUAAACAUUAAUGUAUUUUGGUACUAUGCUUUGGACCACAUAUUAAAUAAUUUUAGUUGCUAUGGAUUUGAAUUCCAGUUACAGUACUUUUCCUACAUUGAAUUUUACAUAAUAAAAUAUUGCUUUUCAAAAUGUA